AUGCAUUCAUUAUCUUCCUCGAAUCUAGGUCUAAAUACAAGUAUAACUGUAGCUGGAAUCUCAACCUCUAGUGGUAUGUCUUUAUCUGAGCUUCGCAGUCCUACAGCGCUUUUUAUCACACCCGAUGACAUCAUGUACAUCGCUGAUAAUGGAAAUAAUCGUAUUCUUAAAUGGCGGAUGGGAGAACCUCAUGGAAUUAUCGUAGCUGGCGGAUUUGGAUCUGGAUCAGCUCCCAAUCAAAUAUCAACCUGUUAUGGAAUUUACGUCGAUGCUCAGUCAAAUAUAUACGUAUCAGAUUAUGGAAAUCAUCGCGUCGUUAUCUGGAGUGCUGGAAACGCAACAAGUGGUCGACGGGUUUGUUCAUUAACACACUGA
Molecule: messenger RNA, 375 nt
Organism: Rotaria socialis
Lineage: Eukaryota; Metazoa; Rotifera; Eurotatoria; Philodinida; Philodinidae
Source: the annotation of a GenBank genome assembly